GAGACUGAGAGGCCAAGACAACACGAGGGCCGUUGAUUUUGAUUAAAUAAGUCUCCAUGUGGGCUACUGUAGCUAAACAUUUAUUACGGAGCAAAGUCCGUCUGUGUUCAUUAAAUGUUCAAAGGAACAAAAAAUUUCCUUGCAGCUUCCUGGUGCAAAUUUCUCGAGGACAACACAGUGCUCCUGUCUAUGACCAGACUGCUCACACUGAGACCAUGAUCCAGCACAUUGAGGUAUUGGAUUCUGAACGCCUUGUCUGCGUACACUGGAAGGAUGCAGGGCAAAGUCUAUACCCGUAUGUAUGGCUGAGAGACAACUGCCAGUGUCCUAAAUGCUUCCUGCGGUCUGCCAAAGCCAGAAAACUUCCCAUUGAGGAUCUGGAUGUAAACACUGGACUGGAUAAAGUGAAUCUCUACAACGGAAAGAAGGUAAUCAUUACUUGGCCAGAUGAGCACCAGAGUGAGUUCGAUGCCGAAUGGCUGAAGAAGCGGUGUUUUUCAAAAGAAGCACGAGCAGAAAUGCAAGAGGAGCUGUUUUUGCCAGAGCAUGACUACUGGGGUAGCAAUCUGAAAAUCCCUACGUUGUCUUAUGAAGAAGUCCUACGCUGUGACCCGACUGCCUACAACUGGUUGUGCACAUUGAAAAAAUCUGGAAUUGUGCUCUUGGACGGAGCACCUGUCAGAAAAGGAGAGUUGGUUACACUUGGAAAGAGGAUUGGAUACAUGAGACAUACGUUUUAUGGAUAUACUUGGCAAGUCCAAGACAAAGUAGAUGCCAACAACGUGGCCUACACAUCUGGAAAAUUAAGUCUACACACGGAUUAUCCAGCUCUCCAUUAUCCUCCAGGAGUACAGUUUCUUCACUGUUUAAAACAAUCUGAAACUGGAGGUGAGAGUGAAGUGGUAGACGGGUUCCAUGUCUGCAACAAACUAAAAGAACAGAAUCCAGAUGCUUUCCGAAUCCUCACGUCUACACAGAUCGACUUUACAGACAUUGGAGUUGAUUACUGUGAUUUUUCCCUCCAGUCCAAACAACGAAUAAUAGAACUAGAUCAGAAUGGUGAACUUCUGAGAAUUAAUCUUAAUAAUGCAACACGGGACUCAAUACUCAACAUACCAGCAGAGAAGGUGCAGCCUUUUUACUCCUCCUUAAAAGAGUUUGUCAAUCUUCUGAAUAGACCCGAGAAUAUAUUCUGCUUCAAAAUGAAACCAGGUCAAGUGAUAACAUUUGACAACUGGAGGAUUAUGCACGGGCGGAGGAGCUACCAAUCUGGGACGGAUGUUUCCCGUCAUCUUGAGGGCUCUUACCUUGAUUGGGAUGUUGUGAUGUCCAGACUGAGAGCCCUAAAGACCAAGUUGCAAACUUCAAACUGAUUUAAGUUCACAUGAACUAAUAAUACUAAGACAAUAAAUUAUGUUUAUAACAAAUCACAUUAUUUUUCUUGUAUUGCUAU
Molecule: messenger RNA, 1453 nt
Organism: Nanorana parkeri
Lineage: Eukaryota; Metazoa; Chordata; Amphibia; Anura; Dicroglossidae
Gene: BBOX1
Product: gamma-butyrobetaine hydroxylase 1
Exons: 8
Coding region: 57-1373 (438 amino acids)
Biological process (GO): carnitine biosynthetic process
Cellular component (GO): mitochondrion
Molecular function (GO): gamma-butyrobetaine dioxygenase activity; iron ion binding
Source: RefSeq, a predicted model, not a curated record